This is a messenger RNA of Chilo suppressalis (striped riceborer), 2170 nucleotides long. Lineage: Eukaryota; Metazoa; Arthropoda; Insecta; Lepidoptera; Crambidae. The record is from the annotation of a GenBank genome assembly.
GUCAAUGUCAUGUAAUUUCCGUCACCUGCUGCGCUGUCCAAAUAAAAAGAAAUCAUGUAUCUGAUAAUUAGUAACUAAAGACAACAAAGCUUCUGGUUGAAUUGUGCGAGACAAAUAUCUAUUCUGGUAUUAAAUUGUAAAUUCUAUUCACCACAGCACAAUCUCGCAGCUGAAGUUUUAAUUUAGUAUGUGUUACAUUUUAAGAUAACGUUAACUUCGUUCGUCUUGUAUGUUAUUAAUAUAAAAAUUAAUUUGUGAUCAUGAACAGAAUCAAGAACAAUAAUUCUAGAAUGUCGAGGACCUCUGAGUGCUCCAGUGAAACAGAAGUUAAUUCCAAUGCGUAUAAACUCGUUGCGAACAACACGAAACCACCGGACAUAAAUUAUGGAAAAGAGAAUUCGUGGUUUGCAGGUGUGCAAAUGUUUUUAUCAUUUUUACUUGCCGGUUUUGGUAUGGUGGCGGCGAGUUUGCUCCUUGAUGUUGUGCAACAUUGGGUUGUUUUCAAGGAGGUGUCAGAAGUUUACAUUUUAGUGCCUGCUCUAUUAGGACUGAAGGGCAACCUGGAAAUGACCCUUGCAUCAAGACUCUCUACCAAUGCACAUUUGGGUCAUCUAGAAACUAGUUUAGGUUCAUUAGUGAUGGGUAAUUUGUGUUUAAUACAAUGUCAAGCAGUCCUUGUUGGCUUCCUAGCAGCAUCAGCAGCAGUUGCAAUGGGCUGGAUACCCAAAGGACAGUUUGAUAUUCAUCAUGCGUUAUUGUUGUGUGCGUCGAGUGUUCUCACUGCUUCAUUCGCCAGUUUUGUACUUGGGUUAAUCAUGAUUGGUGUUGUUGUGUUUUCUAGAAAGAUAAAUAUAAAUCCAGACAACAUUGCCACACCCAUUGCAGCCAGUUUGGGUGAUUUAACAACCUUGGCACUGUUAUCUUGGAUAGCUUCUCUGUUGUACAAAUCUAUUGGCACAAGUGUGAUAUUACCAUCUAUUAUUAUCAUCACCGGUGCAUUUGUUGUGCCAGUUUGUGGUUAUAUUGCUUGGAAAAAUAACUUUACUAGACAAGCUCUGGAUGAGGGUUGGGUGCCUGUUGUGUCUGCAAUGGUUAUAAGCAGUGCUGGUGGUUUAAUAUUGGAUUAUACAGUGUCUAAGUACAAAGGUAUUGCAGUCUACCAGCUAGUCAUAAAUGGGAUAGGAGGCAAUAUGGUAGCUGUCCAUGCAUCCAGAUUGUCAACAGCAUUUCACACAGGUCAGAAAGAAGGACCUGUCAUUAGUAGUACUACAAAAUUAUUACUUAUUAUGGUUAUACCUGGCCAACUAAUAUUCAUAUACACAAUAGGAUAUCUAAGGGCUGGGCAUACAUCUAUGACUCCCACAUUUAUAUUUUUCUACAUGUCAGCUGCAAUGCUGCAAGUGUUUUUAUUAUUGUUAAUUAGUCAUUAUAUGGUAUUGUGGAUGUGGAAAUUUGGUAUGGACCCUGAUAACUCUGCAAUACCAUACUUAACAGCUCUAGGUGAUUUACUUGGCACUGCCUUAUUGGGAGUAGCAUUCCGUAUUUUGGAUGUAAUGGAUGAUGAUGAUGCUGACUUAGGUGAAUGAUGUAACUAUGGAGAUUACCUUAAUAUAGAAAAUUUAUGAAAUAAGAGGCACAUUUUAUAUUUAGUAAUUAAUGCCUUGGUACUGAAAUAUUGUUAAUAUUGUCAAGUCUUAUACUAUUUUAUGUUAUGUUCUCUGUGCCAUCACAAAUUACUGUGUAAGACUGUGAGACAGCCAAUCAUAAAAACUACCAUGAUAGACAGACAGAAUAACAUAAAAACGCAUUUUUUAUUAAUGGACAUGGCAGUCUUUAAAAACUUUUCAAGGACAUAAAACACUAAAAAUUUAAGUUAGUUCCAAAAUGGCACAGGGGUAAGGUGACAUGUCAUAUGAUAAAAUAUAAUCUCUUGCUAUUGCAGCUUCAACGUCUUCCAUGUUACAAGGGGUUAAAACAUUAAGCUAUAUAUCAAGAUCAGCCUGAUAGUCAUUAUAAAUUAUUAUGUGGUAGUUUUAGGGGCUUGCCAGAAAAACAUGUAAAACCAGUAAAAUGGCACCACAUACAGUAAGUAGGAACUAGUCCCAUAACUUACAUUAAUUUAGUCAAGAAUGGUUUAUGAAAUCAAAAUGUACCAUUUUUUUUAUUAAUA